This is a messenger RNA of Lotus japonicus, 1481 nucleotides long. RefSeq lists its product as uncharacterized. NCBI's taxonomy places the organism in Eukaryota, Viridiplantae, Streptophyta, Magnoliopsida, Fabales, Fabaceae. The record is from RefSeq and is a predicted model, not a curated record. Bases 84 to 1001 code for a protein of 305 amino acids. The transcript has a single exon.
UAAAUCAUGAUAGAAUGAUAUCAACAUAGACCCAUUCGUUUCGAUUGCCAUUCAGCAUCCUAUUCCAAAUUCAUUCUCAAGACAUGGAUACAGAGCAAGAAGAGAUGCAAUUCCUAGGCCUCUUCGGAGUCUACAGAGAAUCCUCCAAGAUCAUCGUCUCAUGCAGAAAAAUCUUCAGCCAAAUCACCCUUACUCUAAUCCUCCCUCUCACCUUCAUCCUCCUCAUCCACUUACAACUCUCCAACAUGAUCAUCUCCUCCGAGUGGGCCACCUAUUGGCUCUUGGAGCUUACCUACAUCACCUUCCUCCUCAUCUUCUCCCUCCUCUCAACCUCCGCCAUCGUCUACACCGUCGCCUCGAUCUACACCGCGAGAGACAUAACGUUUCGCGGAGUCCUCAGCGUUGUCCCAAGAGUCUGGAAGAGACUCAUGGUCACUUUUCUCUCCACUUUUGUGGCGCUUUUCAUUUACAACUUUGUGGCGUUUUUUGUUUUGGUCAUACUGGCACUCACAGGUCUGAGACGGAGUUAUGCGAUUCCAAUUAUGGUUGUCAUGGGGAUAUUUUAUAUUGCUGGGUUUGUGUAUUUGACUGUGAUUUGGCUAUUGGCGAGUGUUGUGACGGUUUUGGAAGACUUUUAUGGGUUUAAAGCAAUGAUGAAGAGCAAUGAGUUGAUAAAGGGGAAGAUGGGUUUGUCAAUACUCAUAGUUUUGAUGCUCAAUGUUCCCUCCUCUUUGAUUUACCUUUUGUUCAACAAGUUGGUGGUGCAAGGAAUGAAGCUGGGUUAUGUGGAAAGAACAGCUUAUGGGAUCUUGUGUCUCAUACUUUUGUCUCAUAUGCUUCUGUUUGGGCUUGUGAUCCAAUCUGUGCUUUACUUUGUUUGCAAGUCCUACCAUCAUCAGAAUAUUGACAAGUCUGCUUUGUCAGAUCAUCUUGAAGUGUAUCAUGGUGAGUAUGAGCCAUUGAAGGCCAAAGGUGUUCAGCUGGAGCACUACCUGGUCUAAUAGAUUGCCUAGAACAAACACCUAUAAUUGUUUAUCUUUAUCUAAAUUGGCAUAUGCAUGUUUAUAUAUAUAUACAUAUAUCUGAGAUCUGCCACGGUUCAAUUUCUUGAUGUUCAAAGAAUUAAGUACUACCAUUUUGUGAAAUUGAAUGAAGCACCUGAUAGUUAUGAGUGGUGAAAUCUAAGGAUUAUCCGUAUCCUGUGUGGCUUUCUUUUUGGGUAAGAUAUUAGUAAAUUCUUGGAGUUCUGUUCAUGUCAGCUCCUGUACUUCUGAAUUAUGGUAAUUAGUGCUAUUAAUCAACGGAUUUUAGCAUCGAGUUUCAUGAAGAAUGUCAGUUGGCUUCUUCCUAGUUUCGUUAUCCAUAAAUCUAGGAGGAAAAUUCUAGAAGGUUAAAGCCGUUGAGCACGAUUUGUGCUGUUAUUUAAGACUCUCUUGUACCUUAUUUGAUCAUAGUGGAGCUUGAUUACUGGCUACUGCCCA